AUGGGAAAAGCAGAACAGAAUUUUUUAAGAGUAGAUCUUUUGGGUGGAGAACAAAAAAAUGCUGAUGAAAAUUUGAACGAACAAUCUACAGACCAUUUAUCUGAUGCUGCUAAGCCACAACCUAAACAAAAAAAACAUCGAACUACUGAUUAA
Molecule: messenger RNA, 153 nt
Organism: Funneliformis caledonium
Lineage: Eukaryota; Fungi; Glomeromycota; Glomeromycetes; Glomerales; Glomeraceae
Source: the annotation of a GenBank genome assembly